CACGUGUGAGCAGUGGGUUUCUGACAGCUAACAUAUUUUCGUAACACUUACGCAACAGUGGUUGAUGAUUGUGAGCCUAAUGAUUGAUUGCUUUCCACAAUUUGUAAAAAAAAUUUUAAAAAAAUACUAUGACCUCGAGAAACGUGAGCGCAAGAUACUGAAUCCUGAGUGGAACGACUCCACUGGCAUAUUUAAUAUUUCAAGAUCUCAUGGCUUCGUCAGGAAAACUUCUUGUCCUGUAUGGAAGUCAGACCGGCACGGCUCAAGAUGUCGCUGAAAGAAUUGGUCGAGAAGGGAAGAGAAGACAUUUUACUGUCAGAGUGAUGUCCCUUGAUUCUUACGCUGUGGCCGGUUUGAUCCAUGAACCUAUCGUGGUGUUCGUCUGUGCUACAACCGGACAGGGCGACCCACCAGACAACAUGAAGCUGUUUUGGCGUUUUAUUCUCCGAAAGAAUCUCCCAUCUAAGUCGUUAACUCAGGUGAAGUUUGCUGUCCUUGGACUGGGGGAUUCAUCAUACCAGAAGUUUAACGUGGUUGCUAAGAAACUGAACAAGAGACUACAACAGCUUGGAGGACACAUACUAACUCCGAUCGGCCUCGGCGACGACCAGCAUGAGUUGGGUCCUGAUGCAGUCGUUGAUCCGUGGCUUGAAUCAUUCUGGAACACAACUUUACAGCUUUACCCGCUGCCUGUUGGAAAAUCCAUCAUAAGUGCUGACAUCUGUCCAGUAUCAAGAUUCAAAUUGAUAACGAAACCUAAAGAAACCGUAUCACCAACAAACCAGUGUAUUCAGACAGACAGUAAAUAUAACCAGCUGCAUCCAUUCCAUGCUAGACUGAAGACAAACAACAGAGUUACCUCCCCUGAUCACUUUCAAGAUGUCCGACAUAUCGUCUUGGAUACAACUGGCUCUGGUAUAUUGUUUAAUCCCGGUGACGUUGUCAUGGUGCACCCACAGAACUUGGAUGACACGGUUGAAGAGUUCAUCCUGUUGUUUGGACUUGACAGAGACAUGUGUUUUGUUUUAGAGGCUAAUCAGUCAGACUGUGAUGUUCCUGCCAGCUUGCCGCAGCCGUGUUCCGUGGAUUACCUUGUGCGUAACUACCUGGACAUCAACGGAAUUCCACGGAGAUACUUCUUUGAGCUCAUGUCUUUACUGUCCGACGAUGAACAGGAGAAGGAAAAGUUAAAAGAAUUUGCAUCGGCGGCAGGCCAGGAGGAGCUGUUUUCCUACUGUAACAGAAUGAAGAGAAAUACUCUCGAGGUUCUACACGACUUCCUUGAGACGUGUCGCACUCUGACAUUGGAGUAUUUGAUAGAUCUGAUCCCGCCACUGCAACCGCGAGCCUUCUCCAUCGCGUCGUCACAGAAGAUGUUUCCUGAUGAGAUCCAUAUUCUGAUGGCUGUGGUGAAGUACCGUACAAAGCUGUUAAAACCGCGACGUGGAGUCUGCUCCACAUGGCUGUCUCAGCUCAUCCCCGGAGCUCAGACUACAGUUCCUGUCUGGGUGAAGCCUGGAACCAUUCGAUUUCCAAAAACUACACCACCGGUCAUCAUGGUUGGUCCAGGAACUGGCGUUGCCCCUUUCAGAAGCUUUAUCCAAGACAGAGCAUCUGAUCACAUAGGAGGGAAUGUUUUGUUUUUUGGUUGUCGUAACUGCAACAAGGAUUUCUACUGUGAAGACGAGUGGCGAGAACUGGAGAAUGAAAACCUGGUCACACUCUUCACGGCCUUCUCACGAGACCAGGAAGACAAGGUUUACGUUCAACACAUUAUGAAAGACAAUGGAGCACUAAUCUGGAAGUUACUCUCACAAGAUGAAGCUUGGUUCUAUAUAGCUGGGAAUGCCAAGCGAAUGCCCGAUGAUGUGAGAGAAUCUCUGAAAGAGGUCAUCAAGAGAGAAGGGGAGCAGACAGAAGAUGAAAGUGAACGUUUUCUAAUCCAUUUAGAACAGAACAGACGUUACCAAGUAGAAGCCUGGUCCUGACCCACCAAUCUUCAUAUUUAACAGUCACCCGAUUGGGGAGGACAAAGAUGUCAUGAUCUGUUCUGCAUGCAUUGGCUCGACUAAUUUAUACUCCCACCAUCUUCAGUGCUCUGUGAUCAGGAAUACGAACAGAAUAAUGAAAUAUGAUUUUGUAAUGAAAGUGUCCAGUGUCAAAAAAUCAAGAGAUCUGCCUGUUACAUAUUUAAUGUGAAUCCUCAUACCAGGCGUUUGUUUAUCAAACUUGUUCUCAGUCAAAACAAAAUACUAGAGACAUGUUAACCCAUAUAUUAGCUUGUGAUGUCUGUGGAUGAAGAUAAACUGUAGAUGAUUGUGAAAGUAGACUGACUUAAGAGGUAACCUGGAGACAUAUGCUUGUAUAUAGAUUGAAGAUUUGAUCUUCAGGUCAGCAUUAUUUUGUGAAAUGAUCUUCACACUAGUAUUCUCUUACAAAAAGGGUUAUGAGAAAAUGCAAUAAAUACUCUUCUUUUUUUUCAAUCAAAUUAAAUUUUAAGUAGCAAUACAACUUGCACUAAAUGUACAUUCACUACAGGUUUUUACUUUGUAGACAUCUUGGCAUGUUGGGAGGUGAUGUAUACCAGAUAUAAAUAUGACACAUUUUAGUCUAUGUUGGAAAUUAAGCAAUGAAAAUGAACUUUACAAAUAUAUAUUUUAUUAAUAGCAAUAAUAUUUACACAUUUGUUUUACUACACUGAAAAAUUCCAAAUGUAUGUACAACUUGAAUAAACUUGAUUGAACAGACUAGUAUUUUUACUACACUGAAAAAUUCCAAAUGUAUGUACAACUUGAAUAAACUUGAUUGAACAGA
Messenger RNA from Gigantopelta aegis, 2814 nucleotides. Its product is annotated as NADPH-dependent diflavin oxidoreductase 1-like. The transcript has 16 exons. NCBI's taxonomy places the organism in Eukaryota, Metazoa, Mollusca, Gastropoda, Neomphalida, Peltospiridae. Gene Ontology annotation, cellular component: cytosol. The coding region runs from base 210 to 1988 and encodes 592 amino acids. The record is from RefSeq and is a predicted model, not a curated record. Gene Ontology annotation, molecular function: flavin adenine dinucleotide binding; NADPH-hemoprotein reductase activity; FMN binding.